Messenger RNA from Rosa chinensis, 1260 nucleotides. Its product is annotated as protein NYNRIN-like. NCBI's taxonomy places the organism in Eukaryota, Viridiplantae, Streptophyta, Magnoliopsida, Rosales, Rosaceae. The transcript has a single exon. Gene Ontology annotation, molecular function: nucleic acid binding; RNA-DNA hybrid ribonuclease activity. Gene Ontology annotation, biological process: DNA integration. Bases 1 to 1260 code for a protein of 419 amino acids. The record is from RefSeq and is a predicted model, not a curated record.
AUGGGAUCUCUAUGUCGACGGUUCCGGGUGUUCCAAGGUUCCGACGCCGGUAUAAUCCUCACAGGGCCAGGGGGACUUAAUGCAGAAUACACUCUAAAGUUCAAUUUCAAGGCCUCCAACAAUAUGGCGGAAUACGAGGCACUUAUUGCAGGGUUGUUAUUAGCCAUUAAUUGUGGAGCAGAAAAUGUCAACAUCUUCAGUGAUUCACAGUUGGUGGUCAACCAAGUCAACGACACUUUUCAAGUCAAAGACAAACAACUGGCGGCAUACCUAGGGUACACCAAGACACUGCUCGGCAAGUUCAGCUUCUUCAACAUCACGCAAAUACCCCGCGAAAAGAAUGCUAAAGCCGAUUCCUUGGCACACCUGGAAACAGCCCAACCACAUCAAAGUCCCUCCGACACUAGGGUGGAAACCCUUGAAAAACCCAGCAUCACAAAAAUUCUGGCAAAAAUCUACACCGUCGAGGUAAGCCCAAAUUGGAUGAACGAGAUAUUGAAUUACAAGCGUGAUGGUACAUUGCCAUCCGACAAGGUCGAAGCACGACGACUGGUAAGAAGGGCAACGUGGUACAACAUCCAAAGUGGCAAACUCUAUCGCCAAGGGUUCACACACCCCAACUUAAAAUGUUUAACGCCAGAAGAGGGAAAACAAGUCCUAGCAAAAAUACACGCUAGAGAGUGCGGUAAUCAUGCUGGAGCUAGAUCGUUAGCUAACCGUACCAUGCGCCAAGGUUAUUUCUGGCCAACAUUGGGCGAUGACGCAAAAGAAGCAUCCAGAUUCUGUCACAAAUGUCAGCAAUAUGCAUAUAUUCUGCAUGCGCCAGCAGAACCAUUGUCCGUCAUCAUCACGCCCUGGAUUCACUCCAUGUGGGGGCUGGACAUCUUCGGAAAACUCCCAACCGCCAAAGGUCAAUUCAAAUACAUAAUUGUAGCCAUCGAUUACGACAGUAAAUGGAUCGAGGCUGAACCAUUAAUGGCCAUCACAACCGCUAAAGUCCAGCACUUCUUGUGGAAGAAUAUUUACUGUCGUUAUGGAGUGCCCAACACAAUCAUUACCGACAACGGAACGCAAUUCAACAAUGAGGAACUCAUCAACUUCACCGCCAAACUAGGCACCAAGAUGCGUUUCGCUUCAGUGGCACACCCCCAGACCAAUGGCCAGGUGCAAUCCGCCAACAAAAUCAUAAAAAAGCUGCUAAAAAAGAAAUUGGAAGACAAGAAAGGCCUAUGGGCUGAGAAGCUCCCGGAAGUGCUUUAG